Molecule: messenger RNA, 18443 nt
Organism: Danaus plexippus (monarch butterfly)
Lineage: Eukaryota; Metazoa; Arthropoda; Insecta; Lepidoptera; Nymphalidae
Exons: 17
Coding region: 75-16820 (5581 amino acids)
Source: RefSeq, a predicted model, not a curated record
CAAAACUGACAAUUGACAGCACCUUUACGAAAACACAAGCGCAUAAAUGUCUCUCCGCGAUAUUUUCUUGAGAAAUGACUUCUACAAAUGAUGGAAAAGACGUGAAAAGUAAUCAAAUAAGUGGCCCCAAAAGCAAAACAUAUUUUAUUGAACUUUACAAGUCGCUAGAAGCCCGCCUAAGUGGUGAUUGUUCCGGCGAAGAGCGUGCGCGACUCCUCUGCGAGUCGUGGCGCCGCGUGCACAGCCUUUGUCAGCACUCGGCGCCCACAACACAGAUCCAUCUUCUCAACUGGCUUCAACAGCACACAGCUCGGACAAUACUACAGACAGAAUGGCAGUCACCAAAAAGCAAAGAUCACCAUACAUGGCUGGAAGAAGCGAUAGAUGAGUUCAUACAAGAAUGUCAGAAUGCCAUAUCUAGGAGAGAAGGUGGAUGGAGUCCGUCAUGGGAGAACCAGCUACAGCACAGAGCACUGUGGUUUCGGAGCACCUUGACAAAUCCGUGGGGACACAGUGUUCUUAAGGCGUUACUGGAUUCUAGAGGAACACAACCAAGUGACGAAGAAGUUCUAGAAUGGCUGAAGUUGGAGCGUGCUGUGAUGUUUGUGACGCGUCUUCGUCAGCUGGCUGCCUCCAAAUGCGACGAUCUCGCUCUACUACUGGCAACAUCUGUCAUGAAUAGACUUCGGGCUACUACUGUCGAUCAAUUACAGGCUGGAGAUAACACAGAACAAGCCAGCAAAGAUUCAAACUUUGUGAAGGUUCUAAGGAAGGAGGCUGGUUUUACAGAUGAUGUCUGGAAUCUUAUCACGGAUAUUGAAUUUGUGUUAUUAUAUAAAGGUGAACUGCGGUCCAGAUGUAUUGAAUUGGCUAAACAAACCCCACUCCACAAUGGCUAUCAACUUGUCAAACGGCUUCACAAUCGGCUCGAGUUGUAUCCGCGAGAAAAGAAAUUAUGGAAAAACGCCAAAGAAGCGGCAACACUAGUUGCUGAGGUGGUUAUAGCAAGAUGUAUGGUAGUGCCGCAAUGUACGGGUGCAGCGCUUGUAUCUCUAUACGGCUGCGCCAGUUCCUUGGUCAGACUCCUGCCGAUUGACAAACUGCCUCCUGCAGCAGCAGCCCUAGCAGCACCCGCGGCUACCUCUAGACACCUCCAUACAUUGGCCGAGGCUGUACAUUCUCAGUGCAAAAAUGAACAGACUGCCUUUGUCUGUGAGUUGUACGUACGUGCAAUCACAGCUGGCAUGAAUGAAUUGGAAAGGCUGAAAAUUAAGACUGAAAAGGAAUCUGAAGCCAGAUCUACUGAACAAACUCUAUCCACCUGGUUUACUCAGCUGGGUAAGCUAUUAUCGAACAGUAAGAGAUUGGAUUGUGAAUGUAUAUUGACAGCAUUCUCAGUACAUCCGUCUGCCGAAAUGUAUGAGAGGGUGAAGGCCGCUCCAAUACUCGCUCCCUUACAAAGUGAUAUCCAAGAAACGAAAGAGGUAUCUAGCUCUGAGUACGGCAGCUGGGCGAACGACAGUCGCACACAGACGAAUCUGGUGAAAACAUCAGAGACGCUCAACCUCAAGCAAACACAGAAACAGGCUAAUGUAUUAUCAACAGCAAUCCUCGCUGAGGGCGAAGCUCUGGGACUUGGGGCAGAACUGUGUCAAGAUCUCUCCGUUCUGAUAUCCGGACCGCGUGUCAAAACACUUUCAUGGGAUACAGAUAGAGAGCAAUUGUUGGAAAACUGCCGAACAUAUAUGGAACGAACUGGUGGUGGAACUCGGGCCCUUACAACUGAACUCCGAUACCUCAACCUUGACCCUCGCAGCUUCCAACAUCUACCUGAAGAACAAGAUGAUGACUCCGAUAUGUUCUACGGCAUUGAGAAAGGUUACGAACACUUGGUCGAAUUCCAAGAAGAGCCGGAAGAAAUUUGGCAAGACGUCGCCUCGGACGAAGCAGGUAAGAGCGACAGCGCUGCGUUAGACUUACCACUGACGAUUCAUCGACAGAAGAAAACCAAAACAAAACGAAUAAAAUAUAGCUCAGAGGAGGAAUCAGAUCCACUCAAUCUAGACUUAAACAAGGUAAACGAGAAGAAACAACGGCCGCAUAGUAAAGAAAGGAAAGAAAAGAUAAAUGUGAAGCAAGAAACAAAAGAUAUAAAAGAAACAAACAAAGAAAUUGGAAAACAAAAGAAAAAAGAGCGUAAAGAACGUAAGAAGAAAGAUAAAGAUGUUCAGGUAAAACCAGUCAACAGGCCGAGUGGUUCGUUGUCCAGGCUGGUUGGCAUGAAAGUGGCUGGAUAUUCAAAUAUCAAUAGAAAUCUCAGCAGCGACGUCAAUAUUAACAUGUGCGUAACCGACAGCGACUAUGACAGUCAGGGGAAGUCAUCAAUAGCGUCCUUAAAUUCCGAGGGCAAUGACCCUGACGUGUUAUUCGAUGGUCUCUUUUCUAUGGAGGAUAUUAAGUCACCGGAAAAAAACCUUAACGACCAUAUACAGAAAAUAACUAAACCUAUUGAGUCGACUUUAUCAAAGAGCGUAACUAACAUAUAUGGUGAUAACGUAGCACCUGGUUACCGAAAUGCAUAUGUAGCUGCGAACGUAAACACUGUUAAUGAAGAAGUCAAGAAUAGUAUAAAGAAACUAAUUGAAUUUAGGCGCUACAAGAAUCUUAAUGAUGUCAGAACUGAGACCCACACACAAAUACCUUCAUCGAACCAAAAUAGCUCGGUUCCAUCAGUUAGUCCGAGAUAUUUGUCAUCCCAAAAUAAUGUUAUACUGCCAGCAUCUAACUCACAAAAUAUAACAUCAACAAACGCGCCUAAAGUGUUUCUUCCUAAAGAGAAAAUAAAACAGUUAAACGCUCUUAAAGAUGAGGUUAACAGUAUUCUGCAGAAGACAGCGUUUAACAGAGAUAAAAUCGGCAUCAAUGAAGCUGCUGAGAAAUUCUUGUCUUCAAACACAGUUAUUAACCGACCAACUGACCAAACAAAAGCCUCGGUCCCUGGGGUUUGUGUGAAAAAGAUUGAACCAUAUAAAAACAAUGACCAUAUGAACAUUAAUUAUCGCCAAUUAGAGAAAGCGCCCAAAAAGACCACACAAUGCAAACCAUCACCCUACAGAAAUCCGCACCAUGAACUCGUAAAGCAAUUGCAAUCAGGAGUAGAUAAAACAGCAGUGAAAAAAGUGGUUGACAGCCCUAGUCAAAUUCAAUUUCAAAAUUUCUUAAAAGCUACGAUGUCGAGUCAUCAGCCUCAACAGAUACAGAAAUCUGAGAGCUUCAGCAGCAUAUACCAAAACAUUCCGCAACGUAUUUCAAACAAAGCACCGAAUUUAAUUCAGAGAAAUAAUGAAAGUAAAGAAAAAUUACUUGAACAGAACGUGAAUCAUAUUGCAUCUAAAAGUAAUCAAAAUAUAUCGCAAUCGAUAACAAACAAGCAAGACUCGCCUAGCCAACGACAAUUUCACAAUUUUCUUAAAGAUUUACAAGACAGUAUUAACGCUGGUGCUUCCAACGACAAACAAGAAACAAAAAUUUCAUCUACGCAUCACUGUCCCAAACAAAUGAUUCCAAAGAAACCUGAUAAUGUCCCUAAAACCUUCGCACGUAUGAGUUACCUUAAAACCAAACAGUGUGACCAAAAACUAAAGCCGACAAUUGACAAAACAGCACCCAAUAAAUGCGUUCAAGGUAAACCAGUUGAACACCUACAGCAUCUGCAGCCAAAAGGGGACAUUUUUAUAUCAAAAAUUGAUAUAACAAAACCCCAAGAUACAAAAGAUAAAAUUAUUUUAGAAAAGAGAGACACCAAAGCAAAUCCGUGUGCACAAUCGACGACAGCUUUAAGAGUUGUUGGAAGUCAACAACCGAUAUCACAUAUACUUUCGAGUGGUUGUCAAAAGUCUAUACCAAAUGUCAUAACUACAAGUGAUAUAAAAUUUAACGAAUUAGUAACAUCGUCAACGGCUGGGAAAUCUUUUUUGUCGCAGAAAGAUCAAGACGACGUGUUGAACUUAUUACGUCAAAAGUCGAUAUUAAAUUCUAAUAAAACACAAUCUAUGACUGUUACUCCAAAGAGCGUUGUCGAGAGUAAUUCGACAUUAAACAAUAAAAAGCCCUUAAUUGUUAGUCUCGAUACCAUUGCAAGGAACUCCAACGCAAUCAACUUAAAAACAAAUAUAACAGUGUCUGAAAAAAAGAAUACAAAUGAGAAACCUGUUUCGUCAUCGGCAUUAAAUACUUCCAAGACUCAAAAUACUUCUCAAACCAAAAAGGUGCGGAAAGUUAAGGAACCGAGUAAGAACACGAAAAAUUCGACACAGAGCAGUGAUUGGGAAAGUGUUAUGGAUGCUAUUUUAGCAACGAAGACUCCAACCAGAGUGUAUCAAACUGGACCUAAUGCUCUUGACAUUGCUCUCAACAAAGAUUCCUUUGAAAGAUGCUAUCUAAAGACGUCCAAUAUACAAAAUGAAAAGAAAGCUAAUACAAAUAUUACGAAAGAAACUAUUAAAAGCAAUGCUGCGAACCAGAAAAAAAAUAGUAGUAAAACGAUGAGCCCAACAGUUAAAAGUUUUAAAAUUACUGAAUUGAAAACAAACCAUAAGCAAUGUGCAGUUAGCAGCAAGCCUCAAACAAGUAUAAAGAAUGCUGCGGCACCCAAAACACAAACAAAUCAAAAUCAAAAACCCGUGGCACAAAAAACACAACAAAUAUCUUUCGAAUCUCUUCUAGAUUUAUCAAAAAGAGAUGUUUCACAAAGCCAAACCAAGCCACUACCAAGUGUUAUUCAGAAUCGUAACGAUCCAUUUAUAUCUGGCAUAAAAAACUCUGAUUAUGAUCUUCUAGAGGAGUUGAUGGACGAUGAGCUGCGCCAAGAAAUAGGUGAAUUAUCAGAUGAAGAAAUUUAUAACAUUUCCCUGUCGAAUACAGCUAAAUAUAAAAAUCAGCCACAGACAUGCGAAUCUAAGAAAUCAAAUCCAGUUUUGAACAAAAAUUUACAUAUACAACCUCAAACAAAUGUUGAUAUAUUUAACAAUUCUUAUCAAUUAUCUGAUUUAAAUUCCAAAGAACCUUCAAGAUGUGCUUAUAAGGCAGAAACGCCAGGAAAUAAGUGUACGUCAAAUACAAACAACGCGGAAUCAAAAUUAAAAAUUAUUUCCAACGAAGCAAUUGUCGCUCCCGGAAAAGUUAACAAUAAUAUUAACUAUUACUCUGUUAUAAAUAAGACUGCCUCUGUAAAUCGUGAACAAAGUGAAAUAAAAAAUAUUUGUCAGUCUACGCCUAAAGAUACAAAUACCUGCUUUUCGAAUAAAGCAGUUCGUGUUGCUAACAGUUCGUCUAAUAAAACAGACGAAUUAACCGUGAAAAUGGAAUCUCAGACCAGGAACGUCAUCAAUACACCCGUACAAAACAGCCGUUUUAAUAUUCUGGAUUCCACAAGGGUAGUUUUGACUGUGCCACAACGGAAAACCAAUACAAAUGUUAUGCUGAUUAGUAACGACUAUAUUUACGAUCCCUUUCAGACCAUACAUGUCGACGAUGCAAAUGUCCACGGGAAUGUCUCAAGCUAUAAUCAAAACGCAUAUUUUGCUGUUAACCAAGUUCCAAAUGUAGCUAUCUAUCAUACCACACAGUCAACAGCUCCAGUCGUGAAUCCUGUGCUGAUCGAAAACUCUAUUGUUUUACCAGUCACCGUACCAGUUACUCAAAAUAUUUCAAAUGUUGGAUCUGAAACUAAGUACAAGACAUCGCCUACGAUUCAAAGAGAUAAAAAUAUUUUAAAUAAAUCAAACUCGCAACUCUAUGAUUCGGUUGCUGAAAAACUAGUAUGUGAUUCUAGUUUUCAGAACGAAAUUACAGAUAUGAAAUCUAAAACAAUUCAAUUUAUUAAAACACGCCAGGAAAACGACACGAAUUUAAAAAACUCUUUAGGCUCUCAAUAUCAUAAAACUCAUACUGAAGAGAAAAGCGAUAAUACUGUAAAUUGUAACCGAACAGCGGAUUUAAAAAUUUCAGACGUAAACAUAACGUCUUGUAAGCCUAAGUUGACAAUUGAUAAUGAGGAUACAACAAAAUUGAAUAUAUUAAAUAAAAGUGCAGGUCAAAAUGAAAUAGCUAAAGAUAGCGUCAGUGUUGAUAACGUGGUUGAAAUGAAUAGACAAGAAUGCUAUCAGAAAACUAUGAUGCAAAAGUUACCCCAGGAAAAUGAUAAAGAAGAACAAAUUAAUUCAUCGAAUGUACCAAAGGAAGAGGAAUUGAGUAGAAUAUACCAAAAAAGAUUACGUAUUCUAAAUAGAGAAACUACACAUCGUUGCUCUGAUGCGCCCAUUCCGCUUGGUUAUGAACCAAUAAAAUAUGAAAAAAAAUCUGAAACAUCAAACUUGAAAAGUAAAAGUAGCCCUUAUAAACGGUCUAUCACAGAAUGCACAAAUAAAGAAGUACCUAAACCAGCAUGUCGACGAAUUUUAUUACGGUCAUCAAAUUCAUUACCAGUUGUGAAAAAAGACAAGAGUGACUGCCAUCCUUCAAAUUUAAGGAAACCGAAACUCGAAAAACGUAUAAGAAAAAAAUUUAAAAGUUCUCAUAAAUAUACACAUGAAAUGCCGAAACCUAACAAUGCGACUGCAGCAAAAAAUAUACGUGCAUUAACGAAAACUAACAAUGUGACAGUAGCAACAGGUAUAUCUUCAAAAAACAAUGGAGAUGUCAAUACAAAAUCGCAAGAAUGUAAAAUGAUUGACAAUAAACUUACAAAAUUUGAGUCAAAUGACCUUUCAGUUUCAAGUGAACGCGAACACGAUAAUAAUAUAUUUGACUCGCAUAUGAAUGUUGAUGCAAAAGAAAAAAAUGCGUCUACAAUGAUACCUGUUAUUACAAACAACGGCUCAGGAAGAUUGGAAUCUAAUUUUAAAAAUAUGGACGAAAUAAAGGAAGAAAAUAUAGAUAACAAAAUUCUUGAGGAAUGUAAAAGUAAUAAACCUCUUGAGAGUAUAGAGAAGAAUUCGACAUUGAGUGUGAACUCCACGGAUAUCAAGUCAAAGGAAAAAAGUAACAAAGAUUUGUGUAACAGUAUAAAAAGUGCUUGUGAUUUCAAUAAGAUUGACAGUAAACAGGCUAUUAAAAAGACAUAUAAGGAUAAAAUUUUGUUCGAUGAAUUGCCUAAUUUAGAAGGUGAUCCAUCAAAAAGAUAUAUUCGUAUCAAACUUCCCAAUGGCAGUUUUAAAGCUACUAUUUCUGGUAAAGUAAAUGUUAAUGUCGAGUCAAUAUUGGAAGAUCCUAAUAUUAAAGCCAUGUUACGGGAGAAGAUGAAUAGCAGUACAAAAUGUAUUUUAAAUAUUAAACAAAUAUCUGUUCAAUCUAAAGAUCGCCCUUCAUUCGUCAAAACACAAAUCCAAGACGUGUCCUAUGUGACCAAAGAUGAUCCAGAAACUAUUAAUUUAAUUAGCGAUGACGACGAGGAUUGUUCGCUGCAACAUUUUGAAACGCAAUUUGGUCGUUUUAAGAUUGCUUCGAUGGAUUCAGAAUUAUUUAGGAAACAUCAAAGAAAACUAUCUCAGAGAUGUCAAGUCAAAUUACAGCGAAUUAACAACCUAAAUAGUAAAAAACGAAAUGAAGGGAAGUCAGGAAUUGGUCUGGAUACUUUAAAUAAAGUUGAAAGUACAAAUGAUUUAACAUCAGAUGACCAGAAACAUGUUGUAGAUUUUAUUGAACUAGACGACUCAUCAAAUGAAAUUGUUGAACUAAAAACUAAGAAAUUAUAUUUCACCACCAUAAAGGAUUGUUUAGAUACCUCAAAAUCGAAAAAUUCAAAUGAUGAUCUUGAAUUCAAUUCCACAUCUCAAGAAAUUAAGGAAAAGAAACCAGAAUCUGUGCAAGACUCUGACAUAUGUGAAACAAAAAACGUUUUAAAUGAGUUUGAACUAAAAGAGUGCUCUUUGAAAAUUGAAAAAUGUGACAAACUUGUUAAAGAUUACGAACACCUAAAAAUAAAAAACAGAAAAUGUUAUGUUAAUUUAGUAAGACUUGAUCUAGCCGAUUAUUAUCGGAAUAAAACUGAAAGUUCUGAUUUUAAAUAUCAACAUGGUUUAGAGAACAGGCAGUUAUCAGAAGUUUUAAAUCUAGUUGAAAAGAUUGCACCAAGAUGUGAACAAUAUUUACAGAGUGCCGAAUCAAAGUCGAUUUUAAAUGAAUUAUCAACACCUGAAAACGACAUGCUGAGAAUAUCACCUUCAGUCAUAGAAAAUUGUAAUAUUAAAUCAACUUGCUUUGAGGAUAGCAGCACGUUUAAUCACAUUAAUUUAGUAACUGGUUUAAUAGCAUCAAAUUGUCGUGCUGAUUGGUUGAUAACAAAAUUAAAUAUUCGUAAAAUAUUAACGAAGGACUUGAACAUAAUUUCAAAAUAUUCUUCUUUUGAAGUCGACAACGUAAUUCUAUCACCCGAUGACAUAUCAACCGAUUGUGAUAGUGAUAAAGAAAUUAAAGCAGAAUCAGAUGUAUCUCAUUUUGUAUUGAAUGAAUAUAAACAAGUUGAUAGUCUUAUUAAACUUACUUUGGAUUUAUUAACGAAGAAUAGCCACAUUUUAGAAAAUUUAAAAACUAUAGAAGACAGAUUUAAGUGCCAGAAAGUUUCAAAUUUAUCUAGAAAGAGAAAAUUGGAUGGUAUAAGAGUAAGUCAUAACUGCAACAAAAUUUCAAAAUUACAUGAACAAGUUGCUUUGACAACAGAUCAUAAAAUUGAUGAUCGCCUAUCAGAACUACAACGUAAAAGAAAGACGCUUUUUUCGACGAAAAACGUAGUAUCACUACAGAAAAUUUGUUGUUCAUUUGUAAAUACUAGUAUGGGCUGCUUGCAAGAGGUUAAUUCUCCAGUUCUCUGCAAGAAUAAAUCUGAAAUUAAAGACUCUUUUAGACCUUCGAAAUCUCAAAAAGUCGUUAACGAUGCACAGAAUACUAUUAACAACAUAGGAAAGAAAGAUCAAUAUAGUUCACAAGAAUUACCAUUUUCAGAACUUAAAAACAAUGAGGCAAAAUCGAAAAAUGGUAGUACAGUGAAUGUUCGUUGUGAUAAUAUGCUCAAAGUUACUGAAAACACGCUUCCGAGCCACGUCGAUAAUUGCACCAAAUUUAUUAGUCAUGCAAAUGACGAUAAAUAUAUUAUUGAAAAUAAAAUAGAACAUAAAAGUCAGACACCAGACCCAAGACCCUCUGUAAUAUCAGAUAAUAUGGAGAGAGAAAAGAAUGACAUUACUUGCUUAGACGAUCUAACAGACAAAAGUGGCGAAGAAGUAUUACAAUCCAAUUCCAACAAUAGUCUAAAUAUAUUGGAUCAAAAAGACACUGUUAAUAUACGAUAUGAAGAAAACAAUAAACACAAAGAGUCGUCUCCGGACACUUUGACGUUGAACACGCAGAAUGAAAAUAACUUAUUUUGUCACCAUCUCCCAAAAGAAAUCGAAAGUGAUAGUGAAUUAAAAAUGGACGUAAGUAAUGAAAAUCCACGUCACAACAUUAACAUGGAUAAAAAUCAUAUUCUAACAUCAAAUCUCAAACCAAACGAGAAUUCAAAAUUUGAAGUCUUGGCCGAUAAAAUUGAAGUUGCUACUUGUAAUAAGCGUAUAACACAUUGCAAUGCACUUCAUAACAUAAAAGAGAAUGAAUGUAAUAUACAAUUAUUGAAUGAAAUACAGCAAAUAAAAGAAAACCUUAUAGAAGUUGCUGUUCCACAAGAUUUCAACAUGGACAGAAUUUCAGAUAAAUAUAUUUCAACAAGUGAAAUAUUGAGUGGGAUACCUAAGACUUUCAGGACUUCAGAAGAUGUAAGAAUUGAUUCACCAAAUAAAAUAAAUGAUAUAUUAAAGAUAAACAAAAUUGUAAAUAGCUGCCCAACUUAUCAACAUUUUGAUGGUAAACUGGAUAAUAAACAGCAACCAAAAAUAAAAGAUUUUACCAAUUUUUCAAUAAAACAAAAAGAAGAGCUUAAUGGUGCAUGUCAUAUAACGAGAUUGGCAGAAAAUAAAAAACGUAAUUCUCUUGAGAAUACUCUAAAGGAGGAAAAACUUGUUCCUUUUGAAAAGCCCCCUAAUAACGCUACUAGUGGCAAAGGUAUUUUAGAUAGUAGUGAUUCCUCUGAACUGUUAUCCAACGAGUGCGCAGAAAAAAAUGAAAAUGAAACUUUAAGCUUAUUAGAAGAGACGUGUAGUAGUAAGGAAACUGAAAGCCAGAAAAAAUCAUUUAACAUUGAAGAAAAAACAGGUGACGAUAGUAAGUGUAUAAAUAAACAUGAAGAAAUUAAUUUAAAGGCACCAUAUAAUAAAUUACAUUCUUUGAUUCUUGAAAAUAUCAUUCUUGCAGAAGAAAAAACAAAACCAGAAAGUAUGAACUUAUGUAAAGAUGCAAAAGUAACAUUUAGUGAAAACAAAGACGUUGAAAUAAAACCAGUAUGCGCUGCGGAUAGAAAUAAUGCCGAAUGUUUUACACCGGAAACGAAAUUGUCAGAUAUAAAUCAUGAAGAACUUAAAGUAAAUAUUUGUAACGACAGGCCUAAACAAAAAAAUGUCACUCUAGUCUACGAAGGUGAUUCCCAAGUAGUAUUAGAAGGUUCAAUUUAUGAAGAUCCUGUUGUAGGUACAUGUUAUGUUUUUCCCAUAGCUAACAGAACUUCUUUGAUUGAAGAAAAUGAAUCUAUUGGUAACGUUGUUGACGAAAAAUCCAAAAUAGCAAUGAAUCAUUUAAAAAGUAAAAUUUUGGAAACGAGAUUAAAGGAAGAGAUUAACAUCAAUGAUAAACAAGAUGAAGCUUUAAGUUUUACUAUUUUGCCUAAGAUAACAUAUAUAAAGGAAAAAUUAAAAGACGAUGACUUUCAUAUGUCGAAAGAUAAAAAAUAUAAAAGAAAUCUAAAACGUAAAAUUGAUGUAGGUGAUUUGCAUAACGGAAAAAAAUACCGCAAAGGGAAAAAUAUUGAUUAUCCAAAACUCACCAUAUCUGCUAUCAAUGAUUUGGCAUAUAGCAAAGAAUAUAAACGCCUUUUUGAUUAUUGUAGUUCUGUAACAUUUUCAUAUUCAAGACCAUUUCAUAUAGAAUAUAUAGAUGUUAACAACUUGCUCAAAUCGUGGCCAAUAAGAGGUAUUACAGUUGAUAAUACUGAACAGACUGAUUUUAAAAACUUACUUUUUGUAGAUGAAGACGUUUACAAAAGUCCUUUCGACCCAAUGAAACAAACAUUUGCUGAAGAAAUAACUUACAAUUACAAUCAUGAAUACGUUACCUGUAAUAUUAAUGAAAAUAAUUUUAGAAUGGGUUUUGGUGAGGGGUCCGACAGAGUCAUUAAAAUUUCCGAAGUUAUAGAUAAUAAUUCAAAAUUUUCGGCUGCGACUCUGUCGGACGUAAAACAAGCUCAGCCGUUUUUAAUGUCCAAAGAUCAAGAAAUAAGUAAGAAAAAAAGAACUGAGACCGAUAAAUAUGAAGAACAGAAAAAUAUAUUUAAACGAUACGUAACCUACAUUCAACUGAAAGAAAAAGUGCGAUCAUUCUUCAAAAAUACUGCUUUAGAAUUGAAUAACAGUUGUCUUUUAGAUAAAAAAGAUUCUUAUAAAAAUAAUAUAUCGCAUACAUUUCCUUACGAAUUGACUAGUCCCGAAUUUAUUAAGCCGUCGCCUUUCGAAUGUAUUGUACAAAUAGUACAAGUAGGCCAAUUACCAGUUAGUGCAGCAGUUCAAAAUCCUGUAACAUGUGAUCCGAGAGUAACUCAAGUAACAGAUGCUAGUCCUUCGCAGUGUUCAGCAGAAAAUAGUCCACAAGAUGAUUCCCAACCUCCUAUAAAAACUGAAUAUACCGAGCUGACAACUGCGGAUAUCCGCUUUCCUUUAGUUCAAGAGUAUGAACGUCAUAUUGAAGCCCAAGAAUCCUUGAAAGCGUCCUUUAAUUUUGAAAACAUUCCUGUUGAAACAGAAAUUAAAACAGAGAUCAAAGAUGAAAUACCUGAUUUCGAGAGCGUUCAAAAUGAUUGUAACGAAAACAAUGUUUUACAAUCAUUAGUCAAUAAACAUAUUAAUAACGUAGAAUACCCGUAUGACUCUUCUGAUAAUUCUGAGGUUUUGAAUACUCCAACUAACCCAGAGAUUAUGUACGAUCAAGAAAUACAAAGUAAUUGUGAUUUUAUACCUGAACAAGAAGAACACAACAAUUCCUCGGAGAAAACAGAUCAAAUUGCUCAUGCAAUGAACGCUGCUGGCAUAACAACUACUCCGGAAAUAAGUAACAAUACUGAAACAACUGAUCAAAAUGUAUGUCAAGAAGGAAUUGAUGACGCUUCACCUUCACCAAAUGACUUAUCUAAGUCUGCUAUGAAUUCAAUUAGUUUUCAACAAGCUCUAGCGCAAAUAUUGCCCACGAACUUAAAUCAGACUACUGAAGAGUCUAAUAAUCAGUCUACAACAAAUUCAUCUCUAACUUCUCAAGUAUUGCAUAUAGUUCAAAGUAAAAAUACAAAUGGAAAUCAAAUUACAGUAGUAGAUAACGCUCAAAAUACAGUUAUUAAUAAUUCUAAUGCACCUAUGUUGCACAUAGUACAAAAUAAAGGAUCACAUACAAAUUCCACUUCUAAUACGAACCCAGGACAAAAUUCUUACGGAGGAUUAUCUCUACUUGAUUCUGGCUUGCAGGCCGGAAGUAAUCAACUUCUUCAUAUCGUUAAUACAGGAACACAAAAAAAUAACACAGCUGGACAAUUAAUAAAGAGGGUAAAUCUUGUAACAAAUCUUACAAAUAAUCAAGGUACUAAUGAACAAAAGAUGGUACAGUUUCUUUGUAAAUCCACUGAUGGAAAAUCCAUUCAACUAAAUAGUCCACAUCAAAGAAGCAUGGUUUUAAGAUUGCAACCAAUUGAGUCUAAUGUACAGAACAACCCAAAACAAUCGGAUAGCCAAGAUUUAAGUCCCACAUCGAAUGGAAGUAAUUCAACACAAGUCAAGGAUAUUGGAAAUCCCCAGCAUGAAAUUAAAUCUCGUUCUGUAUACGAAGAAAACUAUGCAAAGUUUAUUCAAAGUUCUAACAAAACGGUACCUGAAAAAUCGACGACUUUACCAAAAUUUAAUCAAGCUUUUGGUAAACCAGUUUUUCAAGAGGAUAAUCAAAAGCCUAUGGACUUGGAUACAAAUAAUUCUCACUUAUCAUCAAUCAAUUCUGAACCAGAGAGUCCUGAAUGUACAGAUAAUACAAUGAACAUUGAUCACAUCAACCAAAUUAGUAGCCCACCACUUCUUCUGAGAAAAUCCCCAGCUCAAACCCCACAGACACAACCAAAUUUAGUUCAACAAAUAAAGCAAACUAUAACUCCCAUGAACAUACAAACAAUGCACGGCGGCGUUAUUUACACACGCCAAAUACCAGUCAAUAUUGGAGGAGGCCAAACAAUUAAUUUAAUAACUGUACCUAGCACCGAGCUUUUGGAUAACGAUAAUCAAAAACACCAAGGUGAAGUAAAAUUUAUAAAUCAAAAUGAUAUUGAAUCGCCUAUUAUAAAAAUUGUACCUCAUGGACAGAAUAAUUCAAAUUCAGAGAGCGCAGGUGACGAGGGAAACAAUCACACAGGACUGACAAAUGAAAAUGGACAGUCAGGAGCAACACAGCACCAACCAGUCUUGACUCAGAUGAGAAUUAAAUUACCCAUGCUAAGCAAAACACCUCAAAUGGUAUCAGGUGCAAGAGUGGUAAGACCGUCAUUUUUUCAAAUACAACGGAAUGUUAUUGGAGGUGCAAAUCAACCUGUCUAUCAACAACUUGUUCUAACUGCAGCCCCACCUCUUAGCCAGCACAUUCGUUUGCCGCAAGCUCAAACAAAUCGAGAAGUAAAAGUGACCUCUGAAGGCCAGUCGUCUUCUGAAACACAAAUGAGUACGUCAACACUCGAACAACUUCGGGAAUUCGAUAUGGUGUUGGAACAAGUAAAAGAACGGAGUACAGUUCAACCUAAUCCCAUUCCAAACAAUGUGUUCGCUAAGUUACAUGGAUCAUCAUCAGAUGCUACUGAUGGUUCGUCUGUGACAUCUACAGUAACAGAGUCUACGCAGCAAGUCCUUUAUUCAAUUGGAAAUAGUCAGUCUUUAAACGUUGCUUAUGUAAACAGAAAACCCAACACGACCUUUGUACGAUCACCAGAUUCUUCAGGAAUUGUAGAAUCACCUUCUUCUUCAACACAUAUCCAAAUUCCUCACACUGUAACCAGUGAGUCGACAUCCAACGAUGUUUCGGCUCAACCAAGCCAGCCAAAAGCUGCAAAAGUUAGUUCUAAAUCUAAAUCCAGACCUAAAUCAUCCAGUUCUGCUAUGAAAAUAAAUGCAGUUCCUCCUAAAACUUCCAGUCAAAAACCGUUAGAAGAUGAACAAACAACCCAAAGGAUUCUAUACAUACUGGCCGAAUAUAAAGAACAAGUUGAAAACUCGCCGGAUAAAGAUAAACCAGCACCGAGAAGACGAACAAACCCUCCAUCAAAUCCAGGGUCUUCAAAACGUAAAAAAAGUUCUAGUGGUUCGAGGCGUCACGGCAUGCGCGAUAUGAGUCCCGUUCUCGGGGAAGACACUUGUCGCACGAUGGGCUCUGAAGACAGCAGUUGUGGGACUUCACAAGGUGACUGCAACGAAAGCUGUAUGGAUAGUCAUUCACCACAGGACAGUCCGCGAAAAGUAGUGAGAAAACUAACCUUUGACAAUGAGCCCUCGACACCCACACAACCUAGGCCUCAACCACAGCGGAAUGUCAUAGUUGCGGAUGGUCAAACGAUUACUGUCGCGAGAGGCACUUCUGGCAAACCAACAACAGCUGUACUAAUGCCAGCAAAUUACCUUUUGCCCGUAUCCAUGGUCAAGGGCGGACAGCAAAUAGCCAUAGUAACAAAUCGAGGUCCUAAAAUUUUAACAGUCGGUGGAGAGGGUGGUACAACAAAUGCACUACUAUUACAACGUCUAAUUGGACCGGCUGGUUUAAAGCCUGUUUUGGCUCGCCCUGGCGUUCGACAUGUCCGUUUGCCUACUGCGGCUCUUCAUAAUAUUCACACGUUUAACUUAGCAACGACGACUGUUCAGCCUCCAGACAGUACAGCCUCACACGCAGCAGGUUCGACACCGCCUGAGUUGGUUGAAACCAGGGUUACCAGCUCGCCGUGGCCGGAACGAGAAACACAGGAAGUGAAACCUGAACGAGAUUCGAGUCCAGAAGAUACGGAACCCUGGAAUCUUCCGUCAUCAGCAGACCCACAUGACUAUUCAUACGAAGAGACGGUACGAACUGAAAACAUGGACAGAACCGUUCUCGACGCCAUACCAGAUCGAUACAGUCCUGAUAUGGAGGCGCAAAGGAUUUUUGAUAAGAUGUUCGACAUUGACUCGAAAAAGUCGUACAUCAUCGAUUCACAAGAUGAUACGUCUCGUUGCGCAUACGAUAUUGACGCGUCAGAUUGCGGCGAUAAGGCCUACCACCAGGUGGUUCAGAGACGGGAUGGUUCACGCCACCAUCGGUUCGCGCACGUCGCACACGCAGCGGCCAUGCGGCACAAAUACGCCAUCUUGGAACACGAAUUGAGAUUGCAGGGUUCUAUGUUUUCACAGAAAUCUCUAUCCGAAGAGUGUGAAGAUCUCGGCGUGGACUCCCCAUCGGCUUCCGAAUUGUUCCCGGAGGCUGAACUAUUGUUUGGUAACUCGCCAGCUCAUGAGGCACACCAACAUUCACACACACCUCAACCUACAGUCCUCAGUCAAUGCGGGAUUCCCCAGCCGGAUAUGGACGAUCAGAUAGCCACGGACCACCUUCUACAACAGGAAAUAGACGACCAACAAGACUUGGGGGUGACCCUCGGCCUUGACGAGGGGAUAGUGACCGUCAGCGAGGAUGGGAUGCAAGCCACCAUCGCCCUGGACCAGGAGGAGUUCGCCAGAUCACAUCCCAACACAACCUUCCACACUGAACCCACAGAGGACGGAGAGAUCCAGCCUUUCACAAUCACCGGUCUGAAAGGUCGUCAUAUAACAUCGACGAUAUUUCACGCUACCCGCGCCCCCGCCACCGUACUAGUUAGCGCGCCUCCCACCGUCAUAAGCCACGGAGAGGCUUUCAGGGAUGACGUCAUCAACGACACCAGGGAACUGCAUCUGACACACACAGCCUCCGCGAUCGUACAUUCAACAGGAAACGCGACACAGGUCAUCCGGCGGGUCUGCUGGGACGAAAGACGAGACAACAGGUGGAUGGAUGAACCGGAAGGACUCAUAGCCGGGGAUGACGCCAAGAUGGUAGCGGAGGACAACUCGAGGGACGCCACCUUGGAGUCCAUGGCAGGUGACGUGGAUGACGGAAACUCGACACCAGAACCCCACAACGAGCUAUACUGGGAGUCGAACUCGGCGUCCGAGAGAUCUGAGAGCAGACGCCCUUUGGAUUUUAGCAGUGACAGCGAAAAAUGCUGCAAGAGCCCAUACGAAGAAACGAAUUCCACCGAUUCCAGCGGUUUGGGUACACAUAUGAGAUUAGACUCGGUCAUAAAGGACGCCAGGGGCAUAGAAAUGAGCGGAAGUGCUGAUGGCUCGUCAGCUGAUGACGCACAUCCUAUACGGACGUAUCCAGCGAAACGUUUGUAUUCUAUAGAGGGCAUGGAAAGAAGUAUGACCGGGAAGACGAGGGCGGGUGAAAGGUCACCGGAUAUUAUGGAAGUGAGACGCAGGGCUUCCGGUCGUGGGGUGGUUAAAAGGGGAUGUCAUUGCUGCAACGGUUCCCCGGCGCCGCUGAGGCCGAAAAAGUCGAGGCAGAAAAAACCCAACGUGGACUUCCCAACACAUUAAAGACAUAUAGUGAUAAAAAUGGCGGAUAUAUUUUUAACGAAGGACAUCCGCGACUGAUUGCGAUCUCUACCUAGACGUGGUUCUUAAUAUAAAUAUGUUGUUGACAUUGUUUUGUAUAUAACAAUAAACUUAGACUUUGUUCAAAUUCUACGAGGAUUUUUUUUUUUUAUUAAUUUUGUUGAAGUUUAUUGUCGGUUUAGAUUUCUCCUUUAAGGUGUUGUUAAUUUUUAAGAUCGUAAAAGAAAUAAUACUAUCACCGAUCAGUUCAAAACUUAUAUUUUUCUUUGGACAUAACUCCGACCGUGGACAUUUCUGUGUUUGUUAAACUGCGUGUAAUAUAACCUUAUACAUAUUGUAUUAAUAAUAUAUUGAUUGUAUAAAAAUGUAUUAGUUAGGUUACCUCCGCGUAGAUUAAGUUUCUCCUCUUAGUGUUUAAUGGCCAUACUAAUGUGAAUUUGUCUGUUAGUGUCACUAGUUAUAAUAUUAUAUCCCUUCUCAAUAAACCUAGACUGACGAGGUGAUUUCCAUAGCCGCUGUACGUUUAGAUAUUUUAUAAUUAUAAUUUUCUAUACUGUAUUAUAAUAGUUUCUAUUUAAUUGAGCAACUUCCAUGGGAAAUGCACAAAUCGUCGUCUCUGUACGAGCUUUAAUUGACCGUUUAAUUUAUUGACACGAGCCAUUCGCCUGGCGUGUGUAUCGCUUUACGUUUACGAAGGGUGUUAUAUGUCUAUGGAUACGUAGGUUCUUGGAUAAAUUAGUGUGAAUUUAACUAAUAGUAAGGAUGUAAAUAACACUUGUCCCCGCGAGUGUACCGUACCGUACCGGACAGUCUAGUCAUUAAUCGUUAUUUCAUAGUUUUCGUAGACUCACACCAUCGGUCGACAUCGGUCAGCAUCGGUCGGUCCACUCCGAUGUGUUUUGGCUUCAAGUCAUACAGUAUUACGUCGCUUGUAUAUAAAUUCUCUUAAUUAUUAUAAUACUACCUUUUUGAUGGUAUAAUUUAUGUCGUGCUCUUGAGAUUGCUCUCGGUGGUUUGUAUAUAUAAAUUGAAGGGAAUAAUAGGAAAAAAAUUUUUUUUCGUGCGAUAUCUCGUAAACAUAGUGAAAUGUAAUGUUUGUGUGCCGGUAAUCGAUACGGAAUCGAUUUAGAGCCUAGUUCAGGAUGUUACUUCGAUUAGUUAAGAUAGCGAUUAUUAGGUAAAGUUAUACAUCUAGUGAUCUUCCUGGUGUUACGGUUAAUGAGAUUUUUCAUAUCCGACAGAGGCACCUCGACGUGCAAGUAUUGUGGAACUCCGUGUGAAUUUUUUUAAAUAUUUUUUUUUCUCUUGUAAAAAUAUGCCGUUCUCGUGGUAGGCUUCGAGUUUUUUUUUUAUAUUUCUGUAUGUUGUUAUUGUUCGGUAUUGCAGAUCGGUCGCCUUCAAUAUUAUUCACGACUAACGACCCGAUCGCCGGCGCGUUGCGGACGUUUUGUUAUUUUUGGUAAACAAAGUUAACAUUUAUUAUCUGUACAUUUAAUAUUUAGAGGUGUCAUUAUUUUUUAAUUAAUCCAGAUGUGUUUUGUGAUUAUGUAAACAUUAUUUUUGAAAGUGCUGCAGAAGAAUGAUCAUUAAAACUUAUCUAUUAAA